Messenger RNA from Cyprinodon variegatus (sheepshead minnow), 1928 nucleotides. RefSeq names its product capZ-interacting protein-like. Gene Ontology annotation, molecular function: phosphatidylinositol phosphate binding; retromer complex binding; actin filament binding. The transcript has 6 exons. The coding region runs from base 121 to 966 and encodes 281 amino acids. Lineage: Eukaryota; Metazoa; Chordata; Actinopteri; Cyprinodontiformes; Cyprinodontidae. Gene Ontology annotation, cellular component: early endosome; WASH complex. Gene Ontology annotation, biological process: retrograde transport, endosome to Golgi; skeletal muscle contraction; protein localization to endosome. The record is from RefSeq and is a predicted model, not a curated record.
CACAGAGCUGCUGUUCUCUGCUUCUCCUCACUUUCCUCCCUAGACGUGCGCAGUUUGCUCCUAAAGACCGAGGCGGAGGGGGAGACAUCAGGAGGGGACAAUCCCUGGCUCAUUCCCAGGAUGGAGAAGGAUUCUCCAUCCGUGGCUGAACUGGCUGGAAAGUUAAAGGGUCACAUUUUACCAACGCCCAACUCAAAUAAAGAGCUUCCUUUUCGAGGAAGACCUCCCUGUUCUCUAAAGUUGCAAAAUCCUACCCAAGAUAAGGAAGUGACAGAUAAAACUGUCUCUCCCAACACCUUAAAGACCAAGAACUCCGCCCUCAUUGAGAAACUACAGGCUAACCUCGCUCUGUCACCCACGGCUCUGCUGCCUUCACCCAAGGGUCCGGACGUGAAGCUGCAGCCAGCACAGCUGUCCCCCUCCACGCCCUCCACACCUCUGAGUCCCACCCUGCGACCGUCACACGUGUCCAGCGAAGAAGAGGAUCCUGUUAGCUUUGACAGCCCACCUGAAGGCACCCCACUGCCAAGCUUUAACAAGACUCGUGCAAGAUUAUCAUUCAAGAGGCGUCCUCCCACAAGACAGCACAGAAGGUCAGCCGGAGAGGAGGCAGGAAGUCCUGCAAGUGAGCUGUCUCCAUGUGAACUGGACAGUCCAGAGGAAAAUGGGGACAAGGACCACGGCUUCGAGAACCUGGAGGAGGAAGCUGAAUCUGGGCAGUUGGCUAUUGUAAAAGAAGCUGAAAACAUAGAGGAAGACUGUGAAAAGAUGGAGGCUGAUGUGACGCAGUGUGACCCAGACAGCAGAGUGGAUCUGGGAGCAGAACAAGACAAACCUGCUGGGGCUUUGCAGAAGGGACAGGAGCCUUCCCAGCCUGAUGAGCAGAUGGAGGGCAACAUAAAGACAGAUCAGGGGCAGGACGAAACUCUUAAUGCAGCAAAACAAGGAGAAAAUAACACUGUGUGAACUUAAACCAUUUGUGUUUUCUUUUUGGAAAGAAAAGAUAAAAAUACCUUAAUUAAUAAUUGCAUUAAGAGAACUACAAUUCUUAAAAGUCUGUCUGCACAGAUGGUCUCCUGUCCUACUUUUUGAAAUUACUCUGUUGCCCUCUAGUGGCUGUCUUUUAAAGCAUGUCUUUGAGUUGAGAAAAGCAGCUGUUUGGAAAAAACCCCAAAGAUGAUAGCAGUUGAUGCUUAUCAAUGAUCACAGGAAAUAUUUGUUAAACUUGCAAAAAAAAAAACAACUUUAUUUUUGCAAAACAUAUAUAUUUAUGUAUAUUAUAUUUUUAAAAAUGAUCCAACAUUUUAUUGAAUUCAGCUUCAGCUCUGGGUGUAUAAAGCAAUGAAUGGGUGGAUAAAAGCAAAUUGCUAGAGAUUAUGAUAGAGGUCUAAUUUUUGUACAUGCAUUUGUAUAAUGUUAAACUAAAUCACUUUAAAUUACUUUAUUUUUCUUAAAUAAUGUUUAUGUUUUUUUUUUUUUUCUUCUCAGUUUUACUUGUGUGCUACUAAAUGAACAAAUGCUCCGACUUUUAUGAAUAUUAAAGUAAAUUACUUUCAUCAUGCAAAGCAAUCACCAUGGUGGAGGGGUUUAUUUAUCUUGACGGUUAAAGCAGCUGGACUUCCUGUACGUCUAAAAACUUUUCAACCCAUCCCAGAGAUCUUCAGUUCUUAGUUCUUGGUUGGAAGUGACCACAUUGUUAAGCACUGGGGCUCCAUUCAGAUGCAGCUGUCAUGAUCAUGUUCUUUUGUCUUCUGAGGCUUUCUGUGUCACAUGAAUGAGGGUGUCAAAUCCAAGGGAACUCCCUGGGGAGGUGUGCUCUGUUGUAUGUGGAUGAAAGAUGGUACUGCAGGCCAUCUCCGCUAUGGUUUCUCAUCUGACAUAAAAAAAAAAACCAUAAUCAUGAAUAAAAAGCCUUAAAAACCUUGAGU